This is a messenger RNA of Anthostomella pinea, 225 nucleotides long. NCBI's taxonomy places the organism in Eukaryota, Fungi, Ascomycota, Sordariomycetes, Xylariales, Xylariaceae. The record is from the annotation of a GenBank genome assembly.
AUGUGUUUGGCGACUACUCUGCGAGCCGGCGCGAACCGCCUGACACCCGCGAUCGUAACCGAGUUCGGCCGCGAGAAGGACGCCCACCUAUUCAAGAAGACCCAGAUCAAACGCCUGCGCAAUUCUACCGUCCACAACAAUGCCAGCUGGGUGGUGUGGGCGCUGCCGGGCGUCUACCGCGGGCCGCGAGGGCCAUCAAACUGCGCUGGAUACGUGGGUCCCUGA